Stegodyphus dumicola is the source of this 683-nucleotide messenger RNA. RefSeq names its product tRNA dimethylallyltransferase. NCBI's taxonomy places the organism in Eukaryota, Metazoa, Arthropoda, Arachnida, Araneae, Eresidae. Gene Ontology annotation, cellular component: mitochondrion. Gene Ontology annotation, molecular function: tRNA dimethylallyltransferase activity. Gene Ontology annotation, biological process: tRNA modification. The record is from RefSeq and is a predicted model, not a curated record.
CAAUAGUUUUGGAGCAACGGUUGAAUGACCGUGUUGAUGAUAUGAUAAAGACAGGACUAGUUGAUGAACUGCUAGAAUUCCAUAAGUGCUAUAAUGAGAAACGUUUAGCAAGUGAAAAACCCUCAUAUACUGAAGGCAUAUUUCAGUCAAUAGGAUUUAAAGAAUUCCAUGAAUAUUUAAUUCUUCCUGAAGAAAAAAGAAAUGAAGCCAGUGGUAAAAAAGCUUUGGGCAAAGCAAUAGAAGAUAUGAAGUUAGUUACAAGACAGUAUGCCAGGAAGCAGAUGAAGUGGAUUGUAAAUAGGUUCCUACGAAAACCUGAUAGACAGGUACCUCCUGUAUAUGGGCUUGAUGCUACAAACCUUGAUUUAUGGAAAGAAAAUGUAUUAGACCCAGCUGCUGAAAUCAUCCAAGCUGUAAAAAAGAAUCGGAUACCUUCCCAGAAACCUUUGCCUUUACAAGAAAGCCUACAAGAUGUGCCAGAAACUCAUUACUGUGAAGUUUGUGAUCGAAUUUUUGUAGGAAGGAGAACUUGGGAAAUUCACAUAAAUUCAAAGAAACACAGCAAAAUAAAAGCAAGUCUGAAGAAGGCAGAUAAAAAAGCUAAGGAACAGGUAAUCAUGCUUUAGCCUGUUCCUUAAAUAAUUUGUACAUAAUGUUAAUAAAUAUAUUUUAUCAUAAUAUAA